AUGCAGCAAGGUGGUAUUGUAGUUAACCUAUUUUUAAACGGGUGCGCCAGGACCGCCUUUCUUGCCAAUCAGCGAUUUGUGUAUGUGAGGGAUGACACCGCCACCAGCGAUUGUUGCCUUUAUCAAACUAUCGAGUUCCUCGUCUCCUCGGAUGGCCAGCUGCAAAUGACGCGGUGUGAUACGCUUCACCUUAAGAUCUUUAGAUGCAUUUCCCGCCAACUCCAGAACCUCGGCUGUAAGAUAUUCAAGAAUAGCUGCAGAAUACACUGCUGCUGUUGCUCCAACACGUCCAUGACUCGUAGUCCUAUUUUUGAGAUGUCUGUGAAUCCUUCCCACGGGAAACUGAAGUCCAGCUCUUGCCGAUCUGGAUACUGCUUUGGCCUUAGCCUUACCAGAAUCUUUACCCGCUUUACCGCCAGCCAUUUUGAAACGUGUAACACUAUGACCACUACAGACAGUGAAUAA
Molecule: messenger RNA, 465 nt
Organism: Spodoptera littoralis (African cotton leafworm)
Lineage: Eukaryota; Metazoa; Arthropoda; Insecta; Lepidoptera; Noctuidae
Source: the annotation of a GenBank genome assembly